Molecule: messenger RNA, 891 nt
Organism: Diaporthe batatas
Lineage: Eukaryota; Fungi; Ascomycota; Sordariomycetes; Diaporthales; Diaporthaceae
Exons: 1
Coding region: 1-891 (296 amino acids)
Molecular function (GO): oxidoreductase activity, acting on the CH-OH group of donors, NAD or NADP as acceptor
Source: RefSeq, a predicted model, not a curated record
AUGGAGAACGCGGCUGCCAAGGAACUCACCCACGGCCAACCUGUGGACGCAGAUGCGGAACCGGUAGUCGUGGUCACGGGGGCGGCGGGCGGGAUGGGGAGGGCGAUCGCCGAGGCCUUCGCGGACCAGGGCCGAGCCCUGAUCCUGUGCGACCUGGCGCCCAUGUCGGAGGCGCAAGCAGCCAUCACGGCGUCACGGCCGCCGCUGCCAUUUAUCACGACGGUCCAGGGCGACAUCUCAGACCCGGGGUUCGGGGACGAGGUCAUCGCGGCGCUCAACGGGCGCAAGGUCAGCGUGCUCGCGCAUGCGGCUGGCGUGGCGCCCUCGUUUCAGAACGGGCCACGGAUCUUCGACAUCAACUUCACGGCCAGCAAGAGCCUGGUCGAGAAGAUGCAGCCGCACAUGGACGCCGACAGUGCCGUCGUGCUGGUGGCGUCGCUGUCGGGGACGUUCAUCACGACGUUUGCGGUCGACAUGGCCGUCAAGAGGCACCUCAAGGGCCACUGGUCACCGACGGUGUGGCUCAUGUCCAAGUGGGCUUACACAUCGUACGCCAUCUCGAAGCGAUGCGUGCAGCUCUACGUGCAGACCAUGGCCACGAGGCUGGCGGAGAACAAGGUGCGGAUCGUGAGCGUGUCGCCUGGGGUCAUUGACACGGACAUGAUGGCCGAUUACUCUGAGCAGCCGGCGGUGGCAACAUUUGUGGGGUCUUCGAGCCUGGGGAGGAUGGGCAGAUCGGACGAGGUUGCAUCGGUUGUGGCGUUCCUUGCAUCGCCGGGUGCCAGUUACUGCACUGGGAUCGAUGUGCUGGUCGAUGGGGGCCUCACAGCUCAGAAGGGGAGGGCCAUAUGGACCACGCUAAAGGCGCUGAGGAAGAAGAAGUCCAGCUAG